GUGAUUUGCAAGUCAGAUGCUCCAACAGGGGAUGUUCUGCUUGAUGAAGCUCUGAAACACAUAAAAGAGACCCAGCCUCCUGAAACAGUACAAAAUUGGAUUGAGCUGCUUAGUGGUGAAACAUGGAACCCGUUGAAGUUGCACUACCAACUACGAAAUGUCCGUGAACGAUUAGCUAAAAAUCUAGUGGAAAAAGGUGUACUGACAACAGAGAAACAGAACUUCCUUCUUUUUGACAUGACUACGCACCCUCUCACCAACAACAAUAUCAAACAGCGCCUCAUCAAGAAGGUUCAAGAAGCAGUUCUUGACAAAUGGGUGAAUGAUCCUCACCGCAUGGACAAGCGCUUGCUGGCACUUGUUUAUUUAGCCCAUGCUUCAGAUGUUCUGGAGAACGCUUUUGCCCCUCUUCUGGAUGAGCAGUAUGAUUUAGCCACAAAGAGAGUGCGGCAGCUCCUGGAUUUAGACCCUGAGGUUGAAUGUAUGAAAGCCAACACAAAUGAGGUUCUGUGGGCUGUUGUAGCAGCUUUCACAAAAUAACUGCAUUCAGACUGAAGUGUUCUCUCUUCUUUCAUGUAAACCAGUUGUUUCCUCUUCUAUUGACUAUUCAUGUUUUCUGUAAUUUGUACCUUCUCACAUGAUGAAUCGGCUCUUGUUUAAUGGGAAUUAUAAGUGGUGUAUUCCCUCCUUCUUUGUGUAUCUGUACACAGGAUUCUGCUGGUACAAGAGAACUUCCUGUUUAAAAAACAACAGAAAAAGGCUUUACUGCCAUAUUGGCAUUCCAUUUCCUCUUCAGUUAGUUAUCCGAAAUACUUCGUUUAAUCUGUUUUUCAUGAUAUUGUUAUUGAAGUGGUUUAACAUGGAAAGCACCUCAAGGAGGAAAUGUGCAUGCAGUUGGAUGACUAGUCUCAGUUGACACAGAUGUGUGCAUGCAUCAAUACUUCUGCAGAACAGAUCGUAACAGAUUGAAAAGGGCCUUUUUAAGUCACCAAAGCUCCAUAUUGAAGUGUCUGUCAGGACAUUUUAUAUCCAGAUGUUGUUUCAAUUAUAUCUAACAAAAUUACUUUAAGAGCAGAAAUGCCAGUAAGCAACUUUCUCAAUAGUUCCUGUAAAAUGCUCCAUAAAUUUUACUUUUCAUGCAAGUCUCUUGUGUACUUAUAUUUUCAUUAGAAUGAUAGCUGAGUCAUGGCGCUAGUAUAGAAAGGUCCAGCUGUUUCAUAAACCAGUUUUGGGAUGGGAUACAUUCCAUUAUAUUGUAUAUAUAUAUUUCAAAUUGUAUAUUAACAACUGCCCCAUCUUAGUAUUUUGCAAGAUCUACUUAGCUGUACACCUGAUGCCCCUUAUUUGCUGUCAGCCAUUGCCAUUCGAUGGAAAGAAAGGCCUCCUGUAAAGAGCAUGUGUGUCAGAGCUGUUUGUUUCCAGUGUCUGCAGAGUUUGCCGUCCAGGUAUUCUCAGUCAACGCAUUGCCUUGGAUAAUUAGUGUACGGAAAGAGACCACUUUCUGUCGUUGUUUAGGCUUUUUCUUUU
Messenger RNA from Tauraco erythrolophus (red-crested turaco), 1527 nucleotides. The record is from RefSeq and is a predicted model, not a curated record. NCBI's taxonomy places the organism in Eukaryota, Metazoa, Chordata, Aves, Musophagiformes, Musophagidae.